Apodemus sylvaticus (European woodmouse) is the source of this 5614-nucleotide messenger RNA. RefSeq names its product zinc finger protein 14-like. NCBI's taxonomy places the organism in Eukaryota, Metazoa, Chordata, Mammalia, Rodentia, Muridae. The transcript has 4 exons. The coding region runs from base 1918 to 4011 and encodes 697 amino acids. Gene Ontology annotation, biological process: negative regulation of transcription by RNA polymerase II; regulation of immune system process; regulation of cytokine production. The record is from RefSeq and is a predicted model, not a curated record. Gene Ontology annotation, molecular function: RNA polymerase II cis-regulatory region sequence-specific DNA binding; DNA-binding transcription factor activity.
AUCCGCUAAGAGUUCCUCUCCUCAGUGUCUGGAGUGAUAUAUUUUAUGAGCUGUGCCUGUGAGCUGUGGUAAGAUGAUCAUCUCUAAGUUUAGGGACGGUUUGAUCUGUCUUUGGGUUCCUUUGUGAACUGUGAGGGAAAUAGGCUUCCUGGUUUUCUAAUGUAUGCACUUAAAGCUAUAGACCCCCUUCAUAUAGGACUCUUGUUUUUAUGUGUCCCGAAGGUUUUGUUGUCUUUUCAUUUUGAUAUAGUUGCAGGAAUUUUGAUUUCUUUCUUUAUUUCCUCUUUAGCCCAUUCAUCUUUCAUUUCUGAGUUAUUUAAUUUCUGUGAGUUUGUGUACUUAGUAGGGAUUUGUUUGCAGUUGAUUUCAAGUUUCAUUGCACAGUGGACAGGUAGGACCCAUAAAGUUAUUUCAGUCUUUCAGAAUCUGUUAAGCUUUGUCUUAUGUCUUGAGAUAUGAUCUGUUUCUGAGACGCUUCCAUGGACUGCUGAGUAGAUUGUAUAUUCUUUCAUAUUUCAUCAAUAUUCAAUUUCAUAGAAUAUUGAUGUUUCUUAUCCAGAUAACCUGUCUAUUGGAGACAGUCAGGUAUUAAAAUUACCUAAUUCUGGAUUAGUGUUAAUCUGUGUCUUUAAUUCCACUAGUAUGCUUUUUUUUAACACACACACACACACACAAGUGUAUAGUCUGCAUAUAUAUAUACAUACCACGAGUGUCUGAUGCCUGUGAAGGUCAGAAGUGGGCAUUCCCUGGAACUUUAGGUAUCCUGGAAGAGGAGUUAUGGGUGGUUGUGAGCCACCGUGUAAGUUCUGGGCACCAGCCUCUGGUGUGCUUUUUAUAAAGUUGGGAGCACCAGAGCCUGUUGCAUAUGUUUAGGUAAUCUCAUUUUGGUUAAUUGUUCCCUAUGAAUCCGCUAUUCGUGUUGUUAACCUGCAGCAUGCAUCUUUCUUCACCGGGUUUUAGUUCUCUCUCAGCUAACCACUACAGAGAGGAGACUCUCCUUCCACAAGUCCCGGUGCUUCAGGGUGGGGACUCUGCUGCUUCUGCUUCUCCUCCUGCUUUCUUUUUCUCCCUAGUCUCUGAAAUCCAUCAACUUUGAUUUGUCUGAGGUAUCAACCACAACCAUUCUCUUUCGUAGGUUGCCUUGUUUUCAUCCGGUACAUAAUCAAACUAGGGCUGACUAUCUCUGCCCUCCUGUGAAGCAUAAGGCCAUAGUCAUAGAUUUAAAUGGCCACAUCCAUUUCUUAUAGUCUUAAAAUUCAAAAGUUUUGAAUCUCAAAUAUUUUGAUCUCGAAAUAUUAAAGUUGUUGGGUUUUUUUUCCUAAUUUACAAUGUCACCUAUGUGAUAAACCAACUGUUUGUUUACAUUUGAGCCAGUUAAAUACAGUUAACUUUUUCUGUGAUCCAUUUCUCUCUUCCUGUGUACUUUAUGUGUGUGCAUGUGUGUGUGUGUGUGUACAUGUGUGCACACACACUGCAUGCUUGUACAUACGAUUGUAUUUGGAAGUUGUACUGGCUGGCUUGUGUGUCACCUUGACACAAGGUGGAGUUAUCACAGAGAAAGGAGCCUCCCUUGAGGAAAUACCUCCAUGAGAUCCAGCUAUAAGGCAUUUUUUCAAUUAGUCAUCAAGUCAGGGAGGGCCCAGCCCAUUGUGGGUGGUGUCAUUCCUGAUCUGGUAGUCCUGGAUUCUAUAAGAAAGUAAGCUGAGCAAGCCAGGGGAAGCAAUCCAGUAAGCAGCAUCCUCCAAGGCCUCUGCAUUAGCUCCUGCCUCCAAGUUCCUGUCCUGUGUGAGUUCCUAUCCUGACUUUGGUGUCUAACAGCAAGGUGACUCUGUGACCUUUGAAGAUGUGGCUGUAAACUUCACUGUAGAGGAAUGGGCUUUAUUAGAUCCUUCCCAAAAGAAGCUACACAAAGAUGUAAUGGAGGAAACCUUCAGGAACCUAGCUGCAAUAGGAAAAACACAAGAAGACCAGAAUGUAGAUGAUGACCAUAGAUAUUCUAGAAGAAAUCAAAGAAAUGAAGUUGUGGAAAGACUGUUGGAACAUAGCAAAGGUGGUGAAUAUAAAGAAAUCUUCAGACAUAUUCCAAACACUAUUGUAAACAGGAACAUUUCCCACAGAACGGUGCUGUGUGAAAAGCGUGUGUACAAGGACAACAUGCUCAUCAGUCAUCCAUCUUGUGCUGUAUCUGUGCCUCUUCAGACUACACACAAACCUCAUGAAUAUGAGCUACGUGGAGAGACCCCCUAUAAAUUUGGAGAAUGUGAGAAAGCCUUCAUUUAUCCAGAAUGCUUCCUGAAGCACGAAGACAGUGUCACUAGACAGAGAUCCUAUGACUUUAACCAGUGCGAGAAAAUCUUCAAAAGUAAUGAUUACAUUCAAAUACAUAUGAAUGAUGAAAUUAGAGAAGAAAUAUGUAUAGAUAAGCAGCAUUAUAAUGCCUUUACUUAUCCUGAUUUUCUUCAGUAUGUUGAGAAGAUCCGCACUGGAAAGAAACCCUAUGCAUGUAAACAAUGUGGGAAAACCUUUUCUUUUUUGAGUAACAUUAGAAGACAUGAACGAACUCACUCUGGAGAGAAACCGUACAGAUGUAAUAUCUGUGACAAAGCCUUCACUUGUUCAACUAACUUUCAAGAACAUGAAAGAACUCAUACUGGAGAGAAACCCUAUUUAUGUACACAGUGUGGUAAAUCCUUUUCUUUUCUGAGUAACAUUCGAAGACAUGAACGCACUCAUACUGGAGAGAAACCGUACAGAUGUAAUAUCUGUGGUAAAGCCUUCAGUUAUUUGACGAACUUUCAAGACCAUGAAAGGACUCAUACUGGAGAAAAGCCUUAUGUGUGCACACAGUGUGGGAGAGCCUUCACUUACUACUAUUCCUUUCAGACACAUAAACGAUGCCACACUGGUGAAAAACCCUAUGUGUGUGAGCAAUGUGGAAAAGCCUUCAGUUAUUACAAUUCCAUUCAAACACAUAAGCGUUGUCACACCGGAGAAAAGCCCUAUGUAUGUAAGCUGUGUGAUAAAGCCUUUACUACUCUCAGUUCUCUUCGAUAUCAUGAGAGGAUUCACAGUGGUCUGAAGCCCCAUGUAUGUUUGCAAUGUGGGAAAGGUUUCAAUUCUUCCAGUACCCUUCGAAUACAUGAAAGGACUCACACUGGAGAGAAACCCUAUAAAUGUAAAAAGUGUGGAAAAGUCUUUAGUGUUGACAGUUCCCUCCGAUGCCAUGAAAGGAUUCACAGUGGGGAGAAGCCCUAUGUCUGUAAGCAGUGUGGGAAAGCCUUCACGCGCCAUACCUCCCUUCGAUGUCAUGAAAGGAUUCACUGUGGGGAGAAACCCUAUAUAUGUAAGCAAUGUGGGAAAGGUUUUAUUUCUUCCAGUAACUUUCGAAAACAUGAAUGGACUCAUUCUGGAGAGAAACUCUAUGUAUGUAAACUAUGUGGUAAAGCCUUCACUGGUCAUAGUUCACUUCAACGGCAUGAAAGAGUUCACAGUGGAGAAAAACCCUAUGUAUGUAAACAUUGUGGGAAAAGUUUCUCUUCUUUGAGUGGCUGUCAGAGACAUGAACAAAUUCACACUGGGGAGAAACCCUACGUAUGCAAGAAUUGUGGGAAAGCCUUUACUAAUCCUAGUGCCCUUCGAAAUCAUGAAAGGAUUCACAGUGGUGAAAAGCCCUUUGUAUGUGAGCAGUGCGGGAAGGGUUUCAUUUCUUUUAGUAAGUUUAGAAUACAUGAACGGAUUCACACUGGAGAAAAACCAUAUAAGUGUAAACAAUGUGGAAAAGCCUUCACUGGUCACAGUUCCCUUCGACGUCAUGAAAGAAUUCAUAGUGGAGAGAAACCUUUUGUAUGUAAACAGUGUGGGAAAUCCUUUUAUACUUUAAGUGAUUGUCAAAGACAUGAACAGAUCCACACUGGUGAGAAACCUUUCAUUUGCAAGCAAUGUGGGAAAGCUUUUACCCGGUCCAGUUCCCUUAAAAUACACGAGAAGACUCACGGUAGAAGAAACUCCUAAGUGUAGAACAUGGAAAGGCAUUCUUAGCAUGACAAGGCAUAGAGCAGAGAACCAGGGCCAUGCUGUAUGUAGGAAUGCCUCUAAUCAUCUUGAUGGCAUUCGCCAACAUAACAGUUCAUACCAUAGUAAGAAGCCCUACAUAAUAUCAGUAGAGAUACAUACCUUAAAUGGAUGUAUAUAGAAGUCUUCAGUUGGCUAACCUCUGAGAGUACCCAGUAUCAAAAAUUGUAUAACAAAGUUAUCAAAACAGUUUACAAAGUUUUAUGAAAAUCCCUUAAGUAACAGAUUUCAUUAAUUCUUUUUAAGAUCCCUGUGAAUAAACACUUACUGGUCAAUAAUUCAGAAGAUGAAUCUCUAGAACGUUUACUUCUAAUUUUGACUCUUGUGAAUAAAUUUUCAGGUGAUCUAAUCUCUAAAUGUCUUUAAGCAGUAAGGAGUGAACUUAAUGGGUUGUGUCUUUACAAUUCAUGUAUAAUUCUUCUCUCUGUGUUGGAUUCAAAUGAGAUAUAUUCCUAAUAUGUUUUUUAGAGUAAUGUUAAUGAGCUGUUGAAAAAUGAAGUUUUGUUUUUAGGCUUUCUCUAUUGACAUCACGUGGGAGCUUCUUUGAUAUUUUUGUUUUUGUCUUGUUUUUGUUUUGUUGGAUUUUCUUUUGAGACAGGGUUUCUUUGUGUAGCCCUGGCUACCCUGGAACUGGUUCCUUAGACCAGACUGGCAUCAAACUUGGAGAUCUACCUAUCUCUGCUUCCCAAGUGCUGGGAAUAAAGGUGUGUGCCGCCAUGCUGGGCUUUAUCAUUGAUGUUUAUAAUGUAUCUUUUCUAUUCUUCUCAUUGUUAAUGCCAAAUACUUGAAGCAACUUAAGAGGGGGAGAGUUUCUUCCCUUUGGCUCACAGUUCAUUAUGGCAAGAAAGUCUUCAAGUACAGGAGUUUAUAUCAUUUUGCGGAUACUAGAAACUAGUGUGCAUUAUACGAAGGAACCAGUAGACAGUUUUUCCCAAGGCCUACUUCCUCCAAUUAUGUCAUACCUCCCAAACUUCCCUUCUUCUAAUUGUACCUCAUGAACAUGUGCAGAGGGGGUCCUUUGGCUAGGAUAGAGCCCUGCUGAGCUCAUCAUUUCUGGAAAUGACAAGGCACAGUUGUGCUACUUUAACCCUAGCAUCUCACAGUUGAUUUCUCAGAUCAGAUGGCAUUUUAUAUUUGAUGUUUUAUACUUAGAUGUAUGUUUUCUUGAAGACUUUGCACAUUAGAGUUCUGAAAAUUCUGAACUAUUUUGGCCAAUUUACAGAUCAUCAAAUGAAAAGAUACCUGCAAAUAUCCUACCAUAAUCAUAAGUUAGAUAGCAUGACUGCUAAUGUUUACCUUUAAUGUCAAGUCAUUGUCAUAUGCUUAUAAAUAGUGCUUACACCUCAAUUCAUGUGUUAAUUUCAGUCCAGUAACUUUUGUUUGUUACUUGUGCUUUACUCCUACACAUAGUUUAAGUGCCUUCUUACCAGAGAUUACAGGGACCUUACUUUUUGUGUACUAAUAUCUAAUGAAUUAUGCUUCCAAAUCUGUCUGUAACCAUAAGUUACCAUGUGUUUUGUCAUUAAAACCACUUUUCCCUUUU